AUUACCAACCCUGAUGAUUGAAACAUGCAGCGUGGAGGAAGGAGUAAACGAGGCAAUUUUGUGGAGUCUCAAGGAACAGCAGACCUUGAUGAGCAGACUGAUUGCACUGAAGCAGGAGCAUCUGGAGGACAUGUAGGCACUGAGKGUGAAGAGGUGAAAGAACCAACAUAUACAGAUCUUGUUAAUAUUCUUCGUGCCCACAUGAGCCAGCAGGAGGAACARAAUAGAACAAUGAAAGAGGAAGCAGCCCGCCAAGAUCAACGGUUCAGGUCUCUUCAACACCAAUUCAGUCUUUUGCAAUCAGAAGUGCAGGCCCAAACUUUUCCAACAUCUGAACCUGCUAAGCUGGAAAACUCUGAUCCAGAACCACAGGAUAAAGAUCUACUGCCAGGGGACCGCAAAGUCAUCUCUUCAGGUCAGUUUCGUUCCUUCUUGGAACCUAAAUUAGAAAAAUUAACAGAAACUGAUGACAUUGAACAUUUUUUAAUUACUUUUGAGAGGAUUGCAGUUUCAUGUAACUGGCCAGAGAAUGACUGGGUCUUCCGUCUGGUUCCAUUGCUAACUGGAAAAGCCAGAAGCGCUUAUGUGCAUAUGGACAUUGAUGAAGUGGAUGAUUAUAUAUCUGUUAAGGAGGCAAUUCUGAGGAAAUAUGACAUUAACCCAGAAACCUAUCGUCAGAGAUUUCGUUCUACAGAAGUGGAGCCUGGAGAAACUCCCAAGGAGCUGUACGUAAGGUUAAAGGAGAUGUAUGAAAAGUGGAUACAACCUAGAGGUAAAACAGUGAAAGCCAUUGGUGAAGUUAUUGUGUUGGAGCAAUAUCUACGUAUGCUGUCUCCUGAGCUUCAGGUUUGGGUCCGGGAACAUGAUCCUCCAACAGCUUCCAAAGCGGCUUCACUGGCUGAGGUGUUUGUGGCUGCUAGACGGAAAGGACAACCAUGGAGUUACUCUUCUUGGAAGGCAUCUAAAGACACACGCAGAGCUGCACCUGUACAACACCACCAAAAGGGUGUAUCUGCUGUGGGUAAGGCCUUCCUAAGGGAAACCCAGUCAGUAAGCRCAACACCCAGGCAAUACAAUAAAGUGCCUGUUUGUUAUUUGUGUGGUCAGGAAGGCCAUACAAAACCUAUGUGUCCAAAAAACCCUCCCAAACUCACUCAGCUGUGUGUUGUCCCAUUUAAAAGUGACAAUUGCAUCAGUAUUGGACAGUCUGUGAAACUGAGUGAUGUGAAAGUUAAUGGGAAAGGUGUGAAGGCCUUAAUUGACACUGGGAGUGUUCAGACUCUGGUUGAAAGAGGGCUGGUUCCAUCUAAUAUAAUUUGCACAUCUGACACAAUCCCUAUCCGAUGUGUGCAUGGUGAUGAAAGGCCAUACCCCACAGCGGAUAUUUAUAUUGAAGUGCAAGGACAAUUAUACCUACUGAAUGUUGGUGUU
Molecule: messenger RNA, 1431 nt
Organism: Poecilia reticulata (guppy)
Lineage: Eukaryota; Metazoa; Chordata; Actinopteri; Cyprinodontiformes; Poeciliidae
Source: RefSeq, a predicted model, not a curated record